AUGCGCUGCUUCGACACCGCCAACAUCUAUGUCAAGGCCGGGGACGGCGGCAAGGGCUGCGUGGCAUUCAGGAGGGAGAAGCACGUGCCCAGAGGCGGCCCCUCGGGAGGGAACGGCGGCAACGGCGGCAAUGUGUGGGCGGUUGUGGACGACUCGCUCAACUCACUGGCGGCAUUCCGCAAGCAGCUGCAUUACCGCGCCACCCCAGGGUGUCUCGGCGGCGGAUCCAACCGGCACGGCGCCAACGGCGCUGACCUCGAAAUCCGGGUGCCCCCCGGCACAAUCAUGCGGCGGAGGGACGCCCCUGAAGACGAGCCGCCGCUGGCCGAGCUGCUGUUUGUGGGCGAGCGCGCCGUUCUGGCCACCGGCGGCCGCGGCGGCAGAGGGAACGCCUCCUUUAAGACCGGCCGCAACAAUGCGCCCACGAUGGCGGAGUUUGGCGAGGAGGGCCAGGAGAUGUGGGUGGAGCUGGAAUUGAAACUAGUCGCGGAUGUGGGCAUCAUCGGAGUGCCCAAUGCUGGCAAGUCCACUCUGCUGAGUGUGCUGUCCAAUGCAAAGCCCAAGGUGGCUGACUACCCCUUCACAACGCUGGUCCCCAACCUGGGCGUUUGCGAGAUGGACUACCGGACAACAGUCUUUGCCGACAUCCCAGGGUUGCUGGAGGGCGCGCAUGCGGGGGUUGGCCUGGGUCAUGAGUUCCUGCGUCACUGUCAGCGCACUCGAGCGCUGGUGCAUGUGAUCGAUGGCACCUCCCCUGACCCUAUAGGGGAUUACAAAGCCCUGCGCACCGAGCUGCAGCUCUUCAACGCCGAACUGCUCGACAAGCCCCAGGUGGUGGCAUACAACAAGAUAGACCUACCGGACUCGGGUGACUACAUCGAUGAGGUGCGCGAGUUCCUGCUGGGGGAGGGGGUCCCCUCGGAGGACAUCUUCGCAGUCUCAGCCGCCACCGGAAAGGGGGUCCGCGACCUGGUUAGGCGCACCAGGAUCGUCCUGGACGCUAUGCCUGUAGUGGAGGCGGUGAGGACGACGGAUGCGCUCAACAUGAGGGAGUUGCCGCGGAGGGUGUCAUCGGCUGACAUCAGCGACUUCACGGUGACUGCCGACCCCGACAACGACCGCCGCUGGAUUGUGUCGGGCGAGGCAAUUGACAGAUUUGCGGCGAUGACUAACUGGGAUUACUAUGAGGCCACGCUGCGAUUUCAGAAGGUCCUCGACGCCACCGGCAUCAACAAGGCGCUGCGAGCCAAGGGGGUGCAGGAGGGGGACAUAGUGGUGGUGGGAGGAUCAGAGCUGGAGUGGAGCGAGGACCAAUCUGAGGGGGCCCUGUAUGCGGCCUGGCGCGAGGAGAAACUCGCCCGCGGCACCGCAUGGCAGGGGACUGCUCGCUGGCCGCACGCAGUCUGA
Messenger RNA from Coccomyxa subellipsoidea C-169, 1407 nucleotides. Its product is annotated as GTP-binding protein Obg/CgtA. Gene Ontology annotation, cellular component: mitochondrion. NCBI's taxonomy places the organism in Eukaryota, Viridiplantae, Chlorophyta, Trebouxiophyceae, Coccomyxaceae. The coding region runs from base 1 to 1407 and encodes 468 amino acids. The transcript has 10 exons. The record is from RefSeq and is a predicted model, not a curated record. Gene Ontology annotation, molecular function: magnesium ion binding; GTP binding; GTPase activity.